AUGAAGAAGUUCGCUACAUUUCAGGUUUACUUUUGUCUUAUUCUCACGGUAGUUUUGCUGUUGAACAGCUAUGAAAACGCAGAAGCAUUUGCAGUGCGCUCGAGGACAGCUGGUCGAAAAACGAGGAGGGGAAGUCGUAGAGAGUUAUACAAGAACUCAGAGGUGAAGCUGUUCUUUGGUUUUCAUAGCUGAAUCAAUUUUUUUAAAGAUAUUUAGAAAUUAUUGAAUAAGCCUGAGUAUAAUAUGUAGUAAUAUCUAAGAGGGUUUUGGCUUUCGGCCUCGACAGGUAACAACCUCUGAUUCCGUCUGUUAGGAUCAUUCUGAUUAGACUUAACAGGAAGUUCUUUUACAAGAAACAUUCAAGCACGCGCUCGAUAGCGCAUAAUGUCUUAUAUUGCUGCAAUCUGGGCUGCUAACAUAGUCAAUCAGAUUUGAGAAUUUUGUCGUAGUUAUGAUGAAAAUCAUUUUUCUCACUGCUUCUUGUUCUUCUUCUUCUUCUUCAGAUUCUUCGUUCCAGAAGAGACAUUUGUGAGGCAGCGCGUUCAUUGAACUGCGAAGACGAUUCGAGUCCGUGAAAUGAGGAAAUGCCACCGAUCAGGCUACUAAUGCACAGUUCAAACAACAGCUUAGUUUUCAAGAUGCUUCUGGAAGCUCCUUAGUAUAAAUGGGCUGAAGUCCCUGUUAGACAUUCAAGUAUUUCAUACUAAAGUUGGACAGUAGAACUUUUAGGUGGUUUUAUCGGGCGAAGGAGGGUCUGAAUAGGGGUACCUCGAUAACACCAAUCACUUCGUUUUUUGGCUUUGUGACUUGAAACAGCUAAAUUUUAGGCAUGUUAACACUAAGAGUAAAAACUUCUUUGAAACCGUAAAUUUUUUUUAGAAGCAAAAACGGCUCAAAAAAGGGCAAUAUUAUUAUUAUUGUUUAGCAUUAAUUAUUAUUAUUAUUAUUAUUGUUUAGCAUAUAUCAAGGAGUUUUUGGUCAUUUUACGACAAUUCCGGAUCAUUUCAGAAGAUUUGCAAAUGCUACCGAAGAUUCCCGAAGACUAUCGAAGAUUUCCGAAGACUAAUGAAGAG
Molecule: messenger RNA, 1073 nt
Organism: Porites evermanni
Lineage: Eukaryota; Metazoa; Cnidaria; Anthozoa; Scleractinia; Poritidae
Source: the annotation of a GenBank genome assembly